GUGAAAGUAAAACUAAACAGAUGAACAGGAAGCUUCUUCAGAACAACAUUUCUUUUCAGAAACUCUGAAAUUAACAAUCAAAUCUUAUAUUAACUCACAGUCAUGGCAUCCUCCAGUGGUCCAGCACUAAAUGAGGAGCUCCAGUGCUCCAUCUGUCUGGAAGUGUUCACUGAUCCAGUCACCACUCCAUGUGGACACAACUUCUGCAGAACCUGCCUGAACAAGUGCUGGACGAACACACAGACCUACUUCUGUCCACUCUGUAAAGAAACAUUCGGCAGAAGACCUGAUCUCAAGAUUAAUACAACACUCAGAGAGGUUGCACAACACUUUAAGGAGAAGCUCAAUCUAGGAGAAUCUGAGGUGUUCUGUGACAUUUGUGAUGAAAGAAAGCAGAAAGCUGUGAAGUCCUGCCUGACGUGUCAAAUCUCUUACUGUGACGAUCAUCUGGAGCCUCAUCUCAGAGUCCUACGUCUAAAGAAACACAAACUCAUCAACGCUGUGGAAAAUCUGGAGGAUUAUAUAUGCCAGAAACACGAGAGACCUCUGGAGAUGUUCUGCAGAGAUGAUCAGAUGUGUGUUUGUCUGUCCUGCACUGAAGGAGAACACAGGACUCACAACACUGUUCCUAUAGAGGAGGAGAGUCGAGAGAAGAAGAAUCAGCUGGUUCAGACACAGACUGAUGUUCAUCAGAUGAUCGAGGACAGAAUGAAGAAGAUUCAAGAGAUCAAACACUCAGUAGAUCUGAGAAAGAGAAACACAGAGAAAGAGAAAUCAUCCAGUGUUGAGAUCUUCACUGCUCUGAUCCGCUCCUUUGAGAGAAUUCAGUCUGAGCAGCUGAAGAAGAUGGAGGAACAGCAGAAAGAAGCAGAGAAACAGGCUGAAGAUCUCAUUAAAGAGCUGCAGCAGGAAAUCACUGAGCUGAAGAAGAGAAACACUGAGCUGGAGCAGCUCUCACACACUGACGAUCAUCUCCAUGUCAUACAGAUGUGCUCAUCCCUGUUCAGUCGUCCACACACCAAGAACUGGACUGAGAUCAGGAUUGACUCUGAUGUGAAUGUGAUCCCUCUGAAAAAAGCUCUGACACAAGUAAAAAAAAAACUAGAUGGGAUUCUAAAGGAAAAACUUGGUCAAACUGGGUUGAAGUUUGUGCAGAAGUAUGCAGUGGAUGUGACUCUGGAUCCUGAUACAGCGAAUCCAUAUCUCAUCCUGUCUGAUGAUGGAAAACAAGUCAGUUAUGGAAACAUUAAGCAGGACGUCCCAGAAAACCCAAAGAGAUUAGCUGACAGAUCUGUUCUGGCAAAGGAGGGAUUCAGUUCAUGGAGAUUCUACUAUGAGGUGCAGGUGAAGGGAAAGACUAAGUGGGGUUUAGGAGUGAUUAAAGAAUCCAUUAACAGGAAGAAGAAGAUUUUCCCAAGUCCUGAGAAUGGAUUCUGGAUUCUGAUGCUGAAGAAUGAGAAUCAAUAUGCAGCUUAUGAUAAUUCAUCUGUCUCUUUAUCUCUGAAAGUGAAACCUGAGAAGGUGGGAGUGUUUGUGGAUUAUGAGGAGGGUCUGGUCUCUUUUUAUGACGUGGGCUCCGGCAAUCAUAUCUACUCUUUCACUGGUCAGACUUUCACUGACAAACUCUAUCCAGUGUUUGACCCAUGCUUUAAUGAUAAAGGUAAAAACUCAAACCCACUGAUCAUCACACUUAUCAAAUAAAAUGAACAAAUACAUCCCUCCAAAAUAUGAAACAUGAAAUCUGGAAAGUUUAUAUAUGCAUAAAAUAAUCUUUUUUAAAGGAUUAGAAUAUGCAUAAAAUUCUGCAUAAUAUUCUAAACUUCUACAUCUGUAAGAAAAUUUCCAUUAUCUCUCUCUUCUCCAGCUGUUAACUUGUUGCAAGUUUUGGUUUACAUUUUAAUAACUGCAGCAUCUGAAUAAAGACAAGUAUUAAAUUCUAUUAUACUGCAUGUAAACUAAAUUGUUUGCUAAUAAAUAUACAAAUACACAA
Molecule: messenger RNA, 1990 nt
Organism: Ctenopharyngodon idella (grass carp)
Lineage: Eukaryota; Metazoa; Chordata; Actinopteri; Cypriniformes; Xenocyprididae
Product: E3 ubiquitin-protein ligase TRIM39-like
Exons: 7
Coding region: 103-1701 (532 amino acids)
Biological process (GO): protein ubiquitination
Molecular function (GO): ubiquitin-protein transferase activity; protein binding; zinc ion binding
Source: RefSeq, a predicted model, not a curated record